AUGCCAGCUACAAACAUAGCUUUAAAUAAAAUCGAAGAUUUUAUAAACAGCAACCCUCUGGAACUUAUUUACAGCAAUGAGGAUCCGGCUACAUAUUUGCACUGCAGUGGAACCAGAACAACGCCUGACUUACUCCUGGCUUCAAACGACUUCAGCGAGCAUACACAAUACAAAAUAAUGGACAAUCCUGGUUCUGGUCACAAACCAGUCAUUGCUAGUAUUACCAUCGGCAGCAAAAGCAUGACAAGAAAAGUGCCAACUAAGCUAUCAUGGAACUUCAAGAAGGCUGACUGGUCUAGAUGCACUAACCUUUUAGAGAAUGAACUUCAAAGAAGUCCCCUCAACUUCAACCAACAUCCUGACAAACUUUGCGAUCGUCCCCUCAACUUCAACCAACAUCCUGACAAACUUUGCAUCGAUAUGAUUCACUAA
Molecule: messenger RNA, 432 nt
Organism: Rodentolepis nana
Lineage: Eukaryota; Metazoa; Platyhelminthes; Cestoda; Cyclophyllidea; Hymenolepididae
Source: the annotation of a GenBank genome assembly